UCCUUCCGGGAGGGCAGCUGCCUGAGCAGGAGGGCAAUGGCAAUCUUUGAAAACUGUGUGUUCUUUAUUAAAGUGAAAUACUUACCCAUUCAGGAGAAGAGCAGGCUGAAAGCGUCCAUAAAAGAAAAUGGUGGAGUAGUUAAUUUUGUGCUUAAUCACAAGAGUACACAUGUUCUUGUGGAUACUGCUGAUGUCCUCAGCUGUUGUGAUGUAAAAAAUAUUCAGAAGUAUCAGCUCCCUGUUUUAUGUGCAGAUUUUGUUUGGAAAUCAAUUGAAAAGGGGAAGCUUUUACAGAUUGAAGCAUAUAAGAUUAAUAAAUCACAAGACAACACUUCUGACCAAAGGCCUGACAGACAGGAUGUGGAAGACUUGUCAUCUGCUGAAAAUAGAAACGCCACAAAGAAAAAUGAAAGCAACAAUUCCAACUUCACUGUUAUUGAAGACAGUGAGAGAAGAAUUGAGUCCAAAGAAGGGACUUCUAGAUUUUACAGUGAAAAUGAUCAAGAUACUCCUUUUUUCCCCCAAGAUUUUGAAGUUGCAAAAUACAGUGUCCUUGAAAAAGUUAACUCCAAGGAAAGCAAAGAUUUUGUAGUUAUUGAAUUACAGUGUGCCCAAGAGCAUUACAAGUUUCCAUUUCGACUAUAUGCACACUUCAGUGCAUCAAAUGGAACAAAGAAUAAUAAACAAUUAAUAACUAAUACUGCUGAAGAAAUAAGAGAAAAGUACGAGACUUUUAUUGCAGACUUGAAGAGACAGGAUUUCCUGCUCAGAGAAACUUUUCCACCAGAAGCAGAAUCUUUAGCUUCUACAAAAUUGCAAAAGUUACUUCUAGAAGAAGCCAUCCAUUCAAGUGCUAUAUGUCAGGAAGUUAGUGAUUUUGUGGAAUUGAUCUGGGCAGAAGCUAUUGGCCACCUGGAUAGUUUACUGCUUGAAUCAGUAAACAACAUGAGCCUAAAUGAUGUGAGCAAAGCAGAAGGUAUUUUACUCCAAGUAAAGAAUGCACUGGAUGAGGGAGCUGGCGAGGUGGCACUACAAGAGAUGAUGAUGGGAUUCUAUCAAGUUAUACGUCACAAAACUCAAAUAGACUAUAAAGUUUCCAAAAAGCUGUUAUCUAGAAAACAGGACCUGUGUCAGCUAAUCAGAGACAUGCUUAAUAUACGUGAAACAAAUAUGUCAUGCUCAAAUCCAUCAUCUUUGGCCAAAUACCGGGCUCUGAGGUGCAAGAUUGAAGCUGUUAACUCAACGAGUUGUGAAUUUCUCAAUGUUGAACAGCAAGUGUUAAAAAACAAUUACAAUGACUGUCCAGUGAGAAUUUUACAAGUGUAUAGGGUUGGCAGAAUAACUGAAACAGCAGAAUUUCUGAGCAGUCUUGGAAACAUUCGAUCCUUAUUCCAUGCAUCAUCUGUGCGCAACUUCAUGGGAAUUCUCUCCAGAGGACUCCUAAUGCCAAAAGUGGUUGUUGAAGAUCAUGGCCUGGAAAGAACUGACACUGGGAAUCUGGGCAGUGGCAUUUACUUCAGUGAUUCUGUUAGCGCAAGUAUUAAGUAUUCAUCACCCAGUGAAAUGGACGGAACCCGGCUCCUGGCAGUUUGUGACGUGGCACUUGGAUCGUGCUUAGAUUUGUAUGAACGAGAUUACUCGUUAAAUAAUGCACCAUCAGGUUAUGACAGUGUGCAUGGAGUCCGUAAAACAGCAGACAUCUCUUCAGACUUUGAGGAUGAUGAAUUUGUUGUGUAUAAACCCUGUCAGGUUAAAAUUAGAUAUGUUGUUAAGUUCUGCCUUGCUGAAGAUCAAAUAAAACCAUUUCAGCCUGCAGUUGGCAUGGAACUGGAGCAAGAUAACAAUGAGCCAGAGUCACAAUGUCAUUUACAGCAUGAGAGCUAUGCAUUACCAAAUGCAAACCUUUCGAAUCCUGUAAAAACUGGUCUUCAGGACAGAUUGGGAAAUCCUGUCCCUCUGGAAGGUGUUUAUAUCAAGGCAAGGAUAAUAGACUUUGUAGCACAGGUAGUAAUGUUUCAGACCUACACCAAUCAAACCACUAAACCAAUUGAAGCUAAAUAUGUCUUUCCUUUGGAUGAUAAAGCUGCUGUUUGUGGAUUUGAAGCUUUUAUCAAUGGAAAACACGUCAUUGGAGAGGUUAAAGAAAAGAAACAAGCACAUAGGGAAUAUCGGAAAGCUAUCAGUCAGGGUGAUGGAGCUUAUCUAAUGGACCAGGAUGCACCGGAUAUUUUUGUAAUAAGUGUGGGAAACUUAUCUCCAAAUUCUACAGUUGUGAUCAAAAUCACCUAUAUCACUGAACUGAGUUUUCAGCAUGGUUGUAUCACCUUUCAUAUGCCUGCUUCAGUGUCACCAUGGCAACAGGACAAAGCAUUAAAUGAAAACACACAGGAUACAAUAAAAAAGGUUUGUGUUAAACAAGUAAAACCACAGAAAAAUGGAUUUUCCGUGGAUAUGUCUAUUGAGAUGCCGUCUAGUAUUGAACGCAUACAUAGUUGGACACAUAAACUUAAAAUAAAGAAAACAGACUGCAAGGCUGUAAUUAAGACUGUGGAGAACAGCUCCUUGGACAUUAGUGGCUUUGUUCUAGAUAUCUGGAUUUCUCAGGUCUACCUACCUCGAAUGUGGGUAGAGAAGCAUCCCAACAAAAUGAGUGAGGCUUGCAUGCUUGUAUUCCAGCCAGAGUUUGAAACAGCAUUUGAAGAAGAGCAGCUGUCCAGUGAAAUUAUUAUUUUACUAGAUUGUUCAAAUUCUAUGGCAGGUUCAGCUCUACACCAAGCAAAACAGAUUGCUUUACGUGUUUUGGAAAUAUUUUGUUUCAGACAAAGAGUGAAUGUAGUCAAAUUUGGCACAAAUUUCGCAGAAUUUUCUUUUGCAAUGAACAUCAUGAAUGAUUCGGCAUCACUGAAGGAGUUUAUUACAUCUGCUACUGCAACAUUGGGAAACACUGAUUUAUGGAAGACAUUACGUUACUUAAGUCUGCUAUUUCCUUCUCAAGGACACCGUAACAUUCUUCUUAUAUCAGAUGGACACAUUCAGAAUGAGAGUGUGACCUUUCAGAUUGUGAAAGAUAAUGUCCAACAUACAAGGUUAUUUACAUGUGGUGUUGGUUCCACAGCAAAUCGACACAUGCUGAGAUCUUUGUCCCACUAUGGUGCUGGAGCAUUUGAAUACUUUGACCCAAAAUCAAAGUAUAACUGGGAGGCAAAGAUACAGAGCCAGGUAUCUAGAAUAUUUUCUCCAGGAUGCAGUUCAGUUUCUAUUAAAUGGCAACAGUUUAAUACAGGUGCACCAGAGCCAAUGCAGGCUCCUGCUCAAAUACAGUCUUUAUUUAACAAUGAGAGACUUCUUGUCUAUGGAUUCAUCCCUCACUGUACUCAGGCCACCUUAAGAGCAGUAAUAAAUGACCAAGAACUACAGACUGUGGUGUCAACUACUGAACUACAGAAGACAACAGGAACAGUGCUGCACAAACUUGCAGCAAGAGCUUUCAUUAAUGACUAUGAAGAUGGGAUUCUUCAUGAGAAUGAAACAGAACAUGAGAUGAAGAAACAAGUCUUGAAAAACAUGAUUAUUCACCUCAGCUUGGAGAACUCAAUUAUAAGCCAGUUUACAAGCUUUGUUGCAGUUGAGAAAAGGGAUGCUAAUGAAACUUUUUCUGCUGAUACUCCAAACAUCCUGGAAAUUAUUGCUCAAGAAGAUGUAGAUUUUUUACCUUACAUGGACUGGGACCAAAAGUCAGUGGAAUCUGGCUUCUUAUUUUCAGAAGAAAUUGCCUUUGGUGCCCUGGCAUGUUGCCCAGCAGUAGAUGAGAUUUAUUCAGCUGAUUUCCUAAGUGAGAAAGGUGAACCUGAAAGCUUCCAAUUUCAACCUGAAGAAGAUUCUGUUAGUCAAAAGAACAUCUCACCAAAAAACAUGGCGCAGGGCUUUGUAAAUGUUUCUGAACUUGGAAGUAGUAUUUGCGGUCUCAAAUCAAAUUUCAGUUCUGAUAGAGGUAUCACAAAGGAAAGAUCAUCUGGAACAAGGGCAUCUUCACCAUAUGACCUUCAUCAGCUGGAAGCUGCUGAACCUUUCUCAUUCCAAAACUUUGGUUUUAAACCUAAGCCAGGAGAAGGAAUUGAUCUGACUCAGCAAAAAUCACUUCAGACACCUGCACUUACAAAAUUAGAUGUUUGUGUGGAUGUUCCUGAACCUGCUCCUCCUCCUCCCCCUCCCUAUUGUUUUCAAAAAUCAGUGGGAGGCACGAAACAAGUUUAUUCUUUUUGUGCUGCUCCAGUGCAGGGUUUAUUCUCGUUUGGUUCACCUACCCCUACAUGCACAAAUUUUGAAAAGACUAAUGUUGAAAAAGAAGUUACUCCCAAAUUUCCUGUUUUUCAAGCUAAUAGAAAAGAAGCAUUGCCACGGUUAAGGUGUAAGAAAAAGGCAAUACAUCAGCAUGAUAUUACGGCUCCUGAAGAAGAAUUUACUGAGAAGUUUAAGGUUGUGGAACAACCUUACUGUUUUAUGCCAACACAGAGGAUUCAACAAGGACUUCCGUUCAGUUCAGUAAAUAGGAAUGAAAUUCCUGAGCUCCAAAAUCAGGAACAAUCGAGGUGCUUUAUAACAACAGAGAAAGAAAGGAUUCAACACAGAAUUGAGUUGACUUCUGUAAACUGGAAAGAAAUUUUUGCGCUCCAAAAUCAGGAUGGCUCUUGGAAUCUCAGUCCACAGUUGGGAAAAAUCUUGAAAUUUGAUGUUGAUCAUUUAAUUAACAACUUCCUUAUUAGAAAAGGCAUUCAGUCACUUGGCCCAAAUGGAAAAGAAAAGCUCCUGCAAUUGAUUGCUACUCUUCUUGUGCUACAGUUCAUACGCUGCACAAAAGAAUUGAAAGGGAUAGUUUUCAAAACACUGAUGAAACUGGAUGAUUCAUCUAAUUCAAGUGGUGUUCAUUGGGCUUUUGAGUUGAUCAAGAAAGCAGUAGAGUGGGUAAGAAGAGUUGAGAGGCGAUUUCCAUCUAUUUGCUAUCGACUUGAACUUGGGAAAGACUGGGAUUCUGCCACCAAGAAGAUAUUGGGUAUCAAGUUUAUCUAACAUCAA
This is a messenger RNA of Gavia stellata (red-throated loon), 5073 nucleotides long. It is a transcript of the gene PARP4, whose product is annotated as poly(ADP-ribose) polymerase family member 4. NCBI's taxonomy places the organism in Eukaryota, Metazoa, Chordata, Aves, Gaviiformes, Gaviidae. The coding region runs from base 37 to 5067 and encodes 1676 amino acids. The record is from RefSeq and is a predicted model, not a curated record. Gene Ontology annotation, molecular function: NAD+ poly-ADP-ribosyltransferase activity. The transcript is spliced from 36 exons.